UUCAUCACUACAACUUUAAGGAGUGGGACAUGCUCUUUUCUGCAGGAAAUCACAUGGAGGUGAUAUCGCACUCACAUGACAUCUGAACCAUGGCAGCGGACAUCAAUGAAGGAUCUGUCCCUUCAUAUUAUCGUGAAGUACAUCAAGCCAUCUGCUCCAGAACUGAUGAACGAGUUCCUAUCGGUGUAUUCCAGAGAGUUCUCAGCAGAACAUAUCUCUCCAGUACGGUUCAAAACCAGAUAACCGAGCAUGUAAACAGUGGUGAUGGAUUCCUUAGUAAAGUCUCGCUGUAUAAAGGCUUGGCUCUCAUUGCCCUUGCUCAACAAGGAAAACCACCAAGUCCCAAACUGCUGGAGAAUUUCAUACAAGAGUUCCCGAAGCCUCAGCUGGGAGAGCCAAAGGAGCUUCAGAGUCUGAAGAUUCAGCCGGUUGAGGAGAGUCCUUUGAACUUGUCUUUGACUCUGGCAGAGCUGUUAAAGAAGGACACCAUCAAAGUUGAUCUCAUCCCCGAGAAGAAGGGAUUGUUUCUUAAACACGUGGAGUAUCAGGUCACCAGUGAGCGUUUUACAGUAUCAGUUUAUCGGCGAUACAAUGAUUUUGAUGUUUUCCAUGAGCUUCUACUUCAGAAAUAUGCUUACAGAGUCGUGCCGGCACUUCCUCCUAAAAGGGUGCUGAAAGGAGUCCUGACCUCCAUGUCAGAGCGGCAGUUCAUUGAAGGGCGGAGACGAGCUCUUGGCAGGUUUCUGAAUCUUGUGGCACGACACCCUGUCUUUUCUGAGGAUGAGCUUGUGAAAACAUUCCUCACCUUCAGUGGCUCGGAUGUCCAAGCUAAGCUUAGAGAUGCUUGCAAAAAACUGGGUGAUGAGUUCAUGACAUGCAAAUAUGCAACGCAGGCCAAGGAAUACCUCCCAGCAGAUGUCCAAAGUCAAUUUUCAUCCAGCAGAGAGCUCAUCAGAAAUAUCCAUAACAGUUUUCAGAAGUUAAGGGACAGGGCGGAGAAGAUGGCCGAGCGCUCGAAGGAGAACGCCACGGAUCUGCUGAUGUUUGGGAAGGAGCUCAGUUCUUUGGGAUCAGAUGAGUCAUCUGUGCCUAUCCUGGCGUCCUGUAAGAGUCCUUGGGCUGCACUCAGACGCUCUGUCAAAGGGCUUUCUGUUGAGUUCUCACUUCUGUCUGAAAGAGCUGCCCAACAGGGCAGAAGAGAGGAGGAUGAUGUGGUAGAAAAACUAAAUCUGUUCUUGGACUUGCUGCAGUCGUACAGGGACUUGUGUGAAAGGCAUGAGAAAGGGGUCUUGCAUGAACACCAACGAGCACUGCAGAAGUACGGUGUAAUGAAAAGACAAAUGCUGAGUGCCACGGUGCAGCCUAAAGAACAGGUUUCUGUCGAACAGCUGGAGUCCCGUAUCGUCCAGCAAGAAAACGCCAUUCAGACCAUGGAGCUGCGCAACUACUUCUCCCUGUUCUGCCUGCACCAGGAGAGCCAGCUCAUAUUUACUUACCUGCCCAUUACGUCUCACAUCCUGGGGGCACUUGUAGACUCACAGGUGCUGGGACAUAAAGAGAUGGGUGAGGUGUGGCAAGAUCUUCAUUCCAAACUUAAAAGUCUUUUUGGGGACGGUAACGGACAGUCUCCGCCUCUCAGCCCAAAAUAAGCCUCCCUUCUGUGAUUUCAUGAACUCCAGGCCUGUUUCGAAUCGCAGGAUCUAAUCAGGAACUACAGACAAUCAGUAUGCUUUCUCGCAAAGAAUUAUGGGGAACUGGUUCUGUGUAAAUGUGUUAUGUGGCAGUUCUUAAAAUCUGUCAGUCUGAGUUGAAAAGGCAACUUGAUUUCCUACAGUUUGAACAAACUGACACCUAAAAUAAAGAGCUAAUGUUGUCGAGAAUAAUUUUAAGAAAUGCAACAAGAUGCUAUAACACUGUAUUGAUGUUUAAUCUACAUGUAUGCAAAGAUAAUGUUAUUGUUUUAAAACGUAAACUAAUCUGAAAAAGAAAUUUUAUAUUGUAAAAAGGGUUAACACAUGAAAGUUGACCUGUAUCUUCUAUUUUAGUGCAAUAAAAAGAAAUGAGCUAAGCUAAUAGCAAGUGAGCCGGAGCGGUGGUUAGUUGGAUACACUUCAUGGGAAAUAUGCAGAAAUGAUGUUAUUUGAUUCAAAGGCAUAUUAUUCUGCCAGUCUGAUUGUAUGUUAUCUAUUUUGUAUCUUCAGACUUGUACUUCUCGCAGCUUUGUUUUGUUGUCACAUUUCAUUUUUAUUUGUAAGUAAUAUUUACACUACCAUCCAAAAGUCUGGAGUUAGUAAGAUUUUAUUUUUGAAAAAAAAAAAAAUUAUUACUUUUAUUUAGCGUGAAAUUACUAAAAGUCAUGGUGAAGACAUUUAUAGUGUUAAGAAAGAUUUCUAUUUAAAGCUGUUCUUUUGUACUCAUCAUAUCUUGAUUUCCACAGAAAUAUUAAUCAGCACAGUCAUUUCCAACACUGACAAGAAAUGUCUCUUGAGCAGGAAAUCAGCAUAUUCUUGCUUCCUUGCUGAGCAUCACUGUGAGGCAUUCAAAUGACAGUAGUGUAUACAAGUGAACACUUUCAAACUAGUUGUCUUACUGAAGUAAUUAGUUAUUAGCUGCUCUGAAUGCCAAAAACUUGUUUUUAUUCAAUAAAUUAUUGUUCUGAGAUUUUUAGGUUGCUAUUAAACUAUCCUAUUAACUAUACUUCGAAAUAUGUCUGUAAAAAAAUGCUGUUGGUUGAUAAUGCAUGCAUUAUGCAUAAUUGCAUCUUAAUUGUUUAAUAUUUAGUAAAACACUUUAGCAGAGUUUAUUUUCAAUUGUCUUCCAAUGUUUGAUUUUAUGUUUUAACCAAGGAAAGCAUUAAAGAAAUGGAAACUUU
Molecule: messenger RNA, 2872 nt
Organism: Carassius auratus (goldfish)
Lineage: Eukaryota; Metazoa; Chordata; Actinopteri; Cypriniformes; Cyprinidae
Product: sorting nexin-8-like
Exons: 13
Coding region: 90-1649 (519 amino acids)
Biological process (GO): intracellular protein transport; early endosome to Golgi transport
Cellular component (GO): early endosome membrane
Molecular function (GO): phosphatidylinositol binding
Source: RefSeq, a predicted model, not a curated record